GUCUUGAUUUGAGGGCCAUCUUGGAGCAUGGCGAGUGAUUCCGACAAGUCCUUCCUUCGAGAGUUUUGGGAAAACUUAGGAACUCCAGAAGAGCCACCUCCUUUACCUAAAGAAGUUGAAAAAUUUUUUAAAUCGUUAGGUUACGGUAUGACUGCUGGGAUGGUCACUGGUGCUAUGUUUGGAUGGAAAGAUACAAGGAAUCUGAAGAUACCUUCUCCUCCAGACUUGCCGCGAAAUCCUCACGCUCGAGCAACUUAUUUUGUAACCAGAGGAAUUAUGGCGUAUGGCGUCAGAUUUUCUGUUUUUACUGGUAUCUUUACUCUAACUGAUAUAAUUUGCAGCAAGUUUCGCGAAGGAAAGGAAGACUUCAUCAAUACGACAGUGGCAGGUUCUCUAACCAGUCUUGUAUUUGGAGCCAUAAAAUAUGAUAACAUAACAGGGCUGGUUGCAGCUGGUCUUGGAGGUUCUUUGGCUUGUAUAGGAGGAUAUGUGAAGGACAGUUUGGAACAGUUUGUGCAAAAGCAAAGGGAAGCAAGGAAACUUGAAAAUCCACAAAUGAUGUUAACGAAAUUGGAUAUUAUCAUAGAAAGGCUGGAAGAAGAAAAUGAACGUUCGCUUAAAGGUCUUAGAGAUUCAUUCAGUUCUGAAGAUUCCGAUAAGUAGAUUUUAAAUACUUUGUAACAAAUGAGUG
Molecule: messenger RNA, 691 nt
Organism: Galdieria sulphuraria
Lineage: Eukaryota; Rhodophyta; Bangiophyceae; Galdieriales; Galdieriaceae
Exons: 1
Coding region: 28-663 (211 amino acids)
Source: RefSeq, a predicted model, not a curated record